CUUUCGCGGACUUUUCAAGGGUCAUUCAUCAAGUACUUGCGAUAUUUCUGUACAAUAUUAUGUAAUGAACAGGUUUGUUUCAAUGAAAAAUGUCCAUAAAUGAUGUUACCGUGGCAAAAGGUCACCAGAUUUAUCGUUUAGUUCUAACUGGAGGUCCAUGUGCAGGAAAAACUACAGCUCAAGCUCGAAUAUCAAUAUUCUUUGAAAAUCUAGGAUGGAAGGUGUAUCGUGUGCCAGAAGCAGCUACAAUAUUGCUUGGAGGUGGUGUAAAAUUCAAAGAUUUGACUGAGCAACAAUCUUUUGAAUUUCAAGAAAAUUUACUGAAAACCAUCAUUCAGCUGGAGAAUACAUUCUUUAAUCUUGCUAAGAGUUGCUGUCAAAAUUGUUUGGUAAUAUGUGAUCGAGGAGUUAUGGAUCCCUCUGCAUUUCUUAGUAAAGAAAAGUGGGAAUACCUGUUGAAGAAAAAUGGUUGGAACAAUGUAAAACUACGGGAUGAGCGUUACAAUCAAGUUAUACAUCUAGUUACAGCUGCAAAAGGUGCUGAAGAAUUUUAUCAAUUAGAGAACAACAGCUCACGAAGUGAGGGAUUGACUUUGGCCAGAGAGUUGGAUACAAAAGCUUGUCAGGCAUGGCUUGGUCAUCCGUACUUUGAUGUUAUUGGAAACUCGCAAGACUUUAGCGAAAAAUUAUCACGGGCUAUUUCCGCAGUUUGCGCAAAGAUGGGCGUUGAUGUAAAAGAUCGUUUUGAAAAGGACAGUAAAAAACGAAAAUUUCUCGUAUCCACACCUCCAAAGUACUCUAAAUUUCCGCCUCAUCAAGAUUUCGAUGUUCAGCAUGAUUACUUGUUAUGUACAGGAGGUUUGCAGGUACGAAUACGAAAGCGUGGCCAGGAAGGCUAUUAUACGUUCAGUCACACAAUGAGACUUGUUAUUGAUGAGCAAAUUGUCGAGCGAAGAAAAAUUAUAUCUUCAGAAGAAUAUGAGUUACUCUUACAACAAAGAGAUCCCUCUCGACAUUCGCUUACAAAAAAAAGAACAUGUUUUUUAUGGCACAAUCAAUACUUUCAACUCGAUGUUUUUUGCCAACCUACUAGUGAGAGGUGCAAGGGUUUAAUAUUUUUGGAGACGUUCACAACAAAAAAAGGCGCCGAUUUGCAGCUUCCAAAUUUUUUGGAGAUCGAAAAGGAAAUAACCGACGAUAAAGAAUACUCGAUGUACAAUCUUUCUCUGAAUGCCAAGUGAAGGUUACAUAAAAAGUUUUUUAAAAUUAUAUGCUGUUUUUUU
Molecule: messenger RNA, 1283 nt
Organism: Xenia sp. Carnegie-2017
Lineage: Eukaryota; Metazoa; Cnidaria; Anthozoa; Malacalcyonacea; Xeniidae
Product: TRPL translocation defect protein 14-like
Exons: 13
Coding region: 90-1241 (383 amino acids)
Molecular function (GO): phosphatidylinositol binding; phosphatidic acid binding; GTP binding
Source: RefSeq, a predicted model, not a curated record